UACACACACAAUUUGGAGACUUUAAUAAAUGGGGGCCGUGUUGAGCUUUCAGUUGCUCUAUCAACUUCGGAUUGUCAAACAAAGAGGGAUAUAUCACCGACGUUGCCAUCAUGGUUCCCCCGACACGCGCACUUACAAUUUGCGUGAUUUUCCUCUUCAGGCUAGAGAAAACGGCUUUCUCCCAGCACGGAUAUUGCGCCCAGAAUAAAUGUUUUGCAUAUUUCCUGGAGCCCAGAGAUUCCUCAGGCGCACAGAAAAGCUGCAAAGACAAGGACGGACAGUUACUCAUGUACAGCUCGGCAAACAAAACAAUAUUGAGCAGUUUGGUCGGUGGGCUCAGCGGCAGAUACUGGCUGGAAGUGUCCAGCUCCAGCGAGAAAGUAGAGGAAGCACCUUUCCAAAAGUGUUCCUCCAUCUUCGUUUCGAUGGGUCGGGACCUCGAGGUACAGUGGGAGCCGUGCCGAGAAACACUCGACGGGUUUCUGUGUGAAUAUGCCUUCAGUGAGCAUUGUGGUGGCUUGCGGACGGGCGGAGGUGUGCAGAUUACAUACGGAUCGCAUACUGGCUUUGAGGUUAAAGAUUCUGAAACAUUUCCAGAAGGAACCAUUGCUGUAGCUAAAAAGGUUGGCGGUAAAUUUCUCGACUCCAGGCAUGUGUGUUUUUCAGGCGGAUGGAUGCAAGCUCCCUGGGGAUGUGAGGUGAUGAAGGGCGGGUGUGACUACACAUGCGAUUCUACAACACACACCUGCGUCUGUCCCGCAGGGCAAAGUCUCCUUUCUAACAACAUCUCCUGCCCCACGGACCCGUGCGCUGACUGUGCGCAUGAGUGCCACAAGGAUGGCGACACUUCUGUGUGCAAGUGCCGCGAAGGCUACAGGCUUGCGCCAGACAAUAAAACCUGUGUGGACGUGUUGGAGUGUACAGAGAAGAACCCUUGCACAGGUGAGCAUAUGGAGUGUGAGGAGUUCAAGUGCAGGUGCAAAUAUGACUUCGUUGAGGAGGCCGGCGUGUGCGUGGACGUUUCAAUUUGUACCAAGUGUGAGCAUUACUGUGAAAUUGACAGUGGGGUGUACCAGUGUCAGUGCAAGAAGGGGUUCAGGGUGUCAACUGAAGACCCCACAAAGUGUGAACAGGACUGCACUCAGAGAGAGUGUCUAGCCUAUUGCACCCCAAACCCUGACAAUAUGAGUGACAUGUGGUGCCGCUGCCCAUUUGGUUAUGUCAAAGAUAUGAUAAACAACACAGCAUAUUGCACUGACAUAAACGAGUGUAUGAAUGAGAGACAGUGUGAUCAUAAGUGUGCAAAUACAUUUGGUAGUUUCAGAUGUUCGUGUGACCAGGGGUUCCAGCUGUACAAGGAAUACAGGUGUAUUCUCAUUGAGCAGGAUGAGCAGGAUGGGGAGGAUGGCGGAUCAGGCUUCACCCCCUUUAUCCCCACUCCCGCCAGCGCGCAACCAGCCCCAGUUCCCUCUUACAUCAAGACUGGCAGCGUCCUUGGUAUAACAGUGUUCAUGGCGCUGUUUGGAGUGCUGCUGUAUUUCUUGGUCAGACACAUCGUCAAACGCUGUGGACACUUUCAACUUUCCUCUAUCAAACAUCGUGACAUUGAUAUUUUCUACUUGCAGCAGGUGACCACAGGGACGUAUAAGAGGUUAUCUUUUGACAGACAAUUGUAAAACGAUUCGGAGAUCAUUUAAACUACGUAUUUUAAAUGAUCUGCUUUUUGAACCCUUCUUACUCAUGUCACAUUGUGCUGUUUUCUUUCCUCAGAGAUGUCACCACAGUGUUUUACUUUUUCGAAGUUAUUUAUAGGCAAUGGGAAACUGUUAAAAGCUGCUAUCAAUCACAUUCUGUCAUAGUCUAAUGUCGUGAAUGUACAUACAAGUAAUAUUGGGUCUUUAAAAGAAAAACACUUUCUGAACAUGUUGAUUUUCAAUUAUAUUUGUUGUUUAUUCGCUUAGAGGUAUACCAACUCAUUUUUAAUUUGACCAGUGUAUUAAUGAUAAACAAAAAAAGAUUCUUGUACAUGGAAAAAGUCUGAUAGCAAUGGUACAUAACAAAAGUGUGGUCACUUUUUCUAAUUAAAGCACUUUUCUUUUUUUAAAUGCAUUAUAAAUAGAGCAAUAUUAACCGUAAUGAUCCUGCUCAGCUACAGCAGCUGGACUGUACGGAGUUCUUUUACCUAAAAAGGAAAAGUGAAUUUGCCCUGAUGGUUGAGAUGGUUGACACUUUCAUUUCUUAUGUCCUUCCAAAGAUUAAUUAGAGGCUAUAACAUACUUGGAAAAUAACAAAAAAAGCACUUAUAGUGCAAAGAAAGCAGACCACAUCAAAUACACACUAUUUGCUAUUGAUCUUCAGUUACACAGGCUCAAUGGCUCAAAUGUUUGCUCUUAAAAAAUGUUACAUUGUUUAUUAGGAUUUAUGUGAUUUUAAGAGAGUACACAGUGUCUCAUUUUGAGGCACACCAGGUUCUGUUUUGGGAUGUAGUUUGUUACCAGACCAUGUCCUGGGGACUACGACUCAUUUAAGCUAUGCGGUUUUAAACCAGAUUUCAAAUUCAUAUGUCUGACAGGUUCCUUUCUAGAAUCCGAAAUCCAUAUUUGAAAUGUCCAGUGUGUGAUUUCUUUGGUAAAGUCAUGGAUAGACUGGGAAGACUCUGAAACAAAAAAGGUUGCAGUCCAGUUAGUUUCAGGAAACCAGAAUAUUAUAAGUGUAAUGAUGCUCAAUGUUUCUAUAUUCACUUCAUAAUCUUGAGGUGCUACAAUACUCUGAUUGUAAACUGACAUCACAAAAGUGUGUGAGGAUGAAUGUUCUUUAUUUUACUGUAUAACAGACUGCUCCCACAGAUGCUGUGCUGCUGAAUUCAAAAGGUCACUAACUAAAGUCAACAUAUUUGCACCUUAUCCUGAUAUGCUAAACUGCUACCUGUCUACACAAUGAGCUUGUUAGUUUGUUCUAGUGUCUGAUGUUUGUUGAAUCUGUCACUACUGAAUGACCAUUUUAAGGGCUAACAUUUCCUAAGCUGGCUCUUAUCUUUAACUGUACACAGCUGGUAACUUUAAAUCCAAAACUACUGUUUUUAUGUGAUGUCAGAUAUUGAGCUAACACUCCACAGAAAUGUGUAGUAAGUGCAACACUGGAAUACAUUUACUACAAAUUGCAGAGACAAUAAGGUCUUCAAUAGGGUUUGAUGCUCUCUGUCUCAAGAAUUAAAGCAAUCAUUCAAAAUAAAAUAGGAGAUAUAGAAGGAGACAAAAUGAACACUGUUAUUACUCUAUCAAUAAAUAUUGUAUUGUUUGCACAGUGUCCUUUUUCUGCAUGCUGAAUUUCAUACUGUACAAUUGUUUCUUGGCAAUAGCUGAAGUUUAAGGGACUGGAGUCGAAGUUGCAGAAAAUGUUAAAAGUUCACAUAAACCACAA
This is a messenger RNA of Notolabrus celidotus (New Zealand spotty), 3420 nucleotides long. RefSeq names its product thrombomodulin-like. Bases 111 to 1676 code for a protein of 521 amino acids. The transcript has a single exon. Lineage: Eukaryota; Metazoa; Chordata; Actinopteri; Labriformes; Labridae. The record is from RefSeq and is a predicted model, not a curated record. Gene Ontology annotation, molecular function: calcium ion binding.